AUGGAGAACGAGGGGCAGCUGAACAACAAUGAACAGGAUACUGGUGUCAACAUGGGAGAUGAUGAGUUAAUCUACCUGCCACUGGACAUGGAGGAAUAUGAUAUGGAUGCUCUCAUUGGAGACGAGGAUCACUUGAACACUGAUCAGGCUAUGGGUGGCCAGGAACACAACAUCAACAAGGGGUCAUCAUCCAAGCUUGCCAAAUGCUUCACUGUGGGGCAGCUACAACAACUUGAAUCUUCGUUCCAAGAGUGUACCCACCCAGAUGAUGAAAUGCGUCAGGAACUGGCUACCAAGGUAGGCAUAGAAACAAGGCAGGUCAAGUUUUGGUUUCAAAACCGACGCACUCAGAUUAAGGUGAAGUCAUAUGGAACUGAGAACAACAAGUUUCGUCAACAAAAAGCUGAGCUGCUCGCCAAGAACAUGGAACUCCAGGAGCAAUUGAAAGAAAUGACAUGCGGCAGAUGUCGUGACCCAACAGCAGAGAAAUGGCAGCUGCUUGAUGAAAAUGCCAAGCUCAGGGAAAUGUACUGGCGUGCCUAUGCUGAUCUGAAAAAUCUCAUGCAGGAGGCAAACCUUCCUCCCUCUGUGACACUGGAGGAUCUGACAUUAGUUAUUUCCAUGAACCCAUUGUCCAGCAAUGCUAUAGCAGUAGCACCAACAACCAGCCAGGAGUACGCCUGCCAGAGAUUCCCAAGACUACUUGGGAUGCGUCCACAGGGGUUUGUUGUGGAGGCCACCAGGGACACUGCCUUAGUCAGGGGAACGGCCUCAGACGUCGUUGCCAUCCUCACUGAUGUGCAACACUGGUUCAAGACGUUCCCUGGUAUUGUAGCAGCUCUAAGAGCCUACGACGUCGUCUUUAUUGGCACUUUUGCUUCGGGCAAUAAUGGGCUAAUUCAGGAGGUGAUCCCAGGCAACAUCUAUGUAGACAUGUAUAUGUUGAUCAUGAGGUUUAUGAUCUUAAAUGAUUUUAUGGAGCUCCUGCCGAUAAAUGUAGAUCUGUCAGUGGAAUCACCACGUCCGCCACUUCGCAGCAUGAAAUUUCUGAGGAUUAGCAAGCAGACUAAAAACGGGGGCUUUGUUGUAGUGGACGUGUCCAUCAACGGUGUCCAUCGAGUUCAUGAACAAGAAAGCAGCCAAAAUAAGCAUACGAGCUGCAGGUUGCUGCCGUCUGGUUGCCUCGUUCAAGACAUAGGCGAUGGCUAUUGUCAGGUACUCUAG
This is a messenger RNA of Miscanthus lutarioriparius, 1224 nucleotides long. NCBI's taxonomy places the organism in Eukaryota, Viridiplantae, Streptophyta, Magnoliopsida, Poales, Poaceae. The record is from the annotation of a GenBank genome assembly.